AUGCCUUGGCUGACCUUUGGAGCGACGAGAGCCACCGCAAUACUUGGCUCCAACGAUCAGGUCAAGAAGUUCGAAGAGGUGGACAAGGACGAGCUGAUUGAGAAGACACUUGACGAGGCUGUAGCGCUCAGUCUCCAGCGCGAUGCUGUCGGCGCCGGCAUCGUAUUGAUACCACAAAAUCACAUUGACAUAGGUUUUUGCCUCUAUUACAAUAUCCGCAACAGGCCUGAUCCAUCACAGGAGCGUAGAUAUGGCAUCCUUGCGAAGUGGAUAAGGUCUACCUAUCGUUUUUGGGCUUCUAUAAAAACUUUUUGUGGGUGGUGUGUAGCCGAUGUGGCUGGCUGCCACGACAGUGCGCGUGGUGGUCAGCCCGCCGAAAGGAGUUCGGCAGGCCUUUCCACCCCAGGUUACGGGCCGGGCCUAGAUCCUGGCCUUAGGGUAGUCUUUCUGCAUAGGCCGGGUGAAGGGGCAGGUGGAAAUUGGAUGAAGCUUGACGCGAUACUCUCGCCUGGUGUCGAUAUGCGUAGCUCUGCAUGGUGGAAGAAAAAGGCGGUCAAGCUCGCAAGGACUAGUAGACGUGUGCCGUGA
This is a messenger RNA of Paraphaeosphaeria sporulosa, 588 nucleotides long. RefSeq lists its product as uncharacterized. Bases 1 to 588 code for a protein of 195 amino acids. The record is from RefSeq and is a predicted model, not a curated record. NCBI's taxonomy places the organism in Eukaryota, Fungi, Ascomycota, Dothideomycetes, Pleosporales, Didymosphaeriaceae. The transcript is spliced from 4 exons.